Amphibalanus amphitrite is the source of this 5685-nucleotide messenger RNA. RefSeq lists its product as uncharacterized. The transcript is spliced from 37 exons. The coding region runs from base 1 to 5685 and encodes 1894 amino acids. Lineage: Eukaryota; Metazoa; Arthropoda; Thecostraca; Balanomorpha; Balanidae. The record is from RefSeq and is a predicted model, not a curated record.
AUGUGCUUUACCUACCUGUUCACAGAUGCGCCCAUGCAGUGGCGCCCGCUGAAGUCGACCCUCGGAGGAGUUAACGCGCUCACUAACGGACCUAUCUCUGAAUGGGCCAACUCGACGAUGCUGCAGAGACAGUCUGGCUACGACUGUUUGUCGCUGCCGAGCCUCACUCCAGCCUCGUGCAGCACCAACAAACGAGCGCUGUGCGUCAAGGCGGCAGACGCCGGCUGCCCGGCCGGUUUCCUGCGCUCGGGCUCGGCCUGUGUGUACGCCUCCAUGGCGCCGGCGACGUUCUCGGCGGCACGUGCCUCGUGCGCUAGUCUGAUGUCGGAGCUGUACGAGCCGCGCGAGCCGGGCCUGAUGCUGCACGUGCGGAGUCUGGUGGCGACGAUCAACAGCGGUGACCACUGGAUCGGACUGGAGGAGAAGUACCCGGGCGACUUCCGGUUCGUCUCGGACCACAGCUCGCCCCUGUUCUCGUUCUUCGACGAGUCGUCGGGCGUCGGUCCGAUCAACGACGGUAGUUCCUCCGGGCCAUGUGUGAAGAUGGCUACCAACGGCCAGCUCGGAUCGGCCGACUGCGAUGACCAGAAACACUUCAUCUGCCUCUACAAGCCAAGACCUCUGUGCCCGGCCGGGUUCGUCUCAUUCGGAGAGACGUCGGACUGCUUCUACCACAUGGUGGGCUCGGCGGAGCGGAGUGGCGCCCAGGCGCGCUGCGCCGCGCUCGGUGCCGCGCUCGGAGAGAUCCGAGAGACGGACACGCUGAACAGCUUCCGCACCUGGCACGGCAACACCGCCAGCCGUCUUUGGACCGGUGUCACCGACCUGGCCGAGAACAACAAGUUCACGACGUCCGACGGUCUGGUCCCAACCCUGCUGCCGUGGGGCACCGGCCAGGGCGGCGACACCUCUCUGGGCUGCACCUCUCUGGACAGGAACGUGGUCGCCGACUCCACCUGCGAGAGCAGCGCCGCCGACGGCUACCUGUGCGUCCACUCUCCAGCGGUCGGCCACUGUCCGUCGGGGUUCCUGGAGCUGGCGGGCCGCUGUUACCGCUUUUCACCUACCGCGGCUACCUACACGGCGGCCACCAGCGAGUGCCAGAAGCUGUCCUCGUCCCUGGCGACCAUAGACUCAGCCGAAACGGCGCUUCUGCUCUCAUCCAUUGAGUUGUGGGACAAACCGUCAUUCAGCUGGUUCGUCGGGCUGAAACUCAACGCCGACACCGGUGUUUGGCAAAACUACGACCAGUCGACUCCCGAUUCCAGUGUGUGGGACACACAGCCCACGGGCCAGGAUUGCGCCGUGCUGGCCAAGUCGACAGGAAACCGGCUGCUCAGCCCCGUAGCGUGCACCGCAUCUUACAAAUUCAUCUGCGAGUGGCAGCCAGAUAUGAUGAACGACGCCAUCCCAGCCAUGAGCCCCGACGGCGCCUGCUUCUUGGACAUGCCCUACCCGGAGGACCCAGACUUCCGAGUGUCGCCGGGCGACUACGAGCCGACCAAGCUGACCCCAGACAUGUGCUCGGCACGCUGCCAGUCGCUGCGCUUCAUGUAUGCCGGGCUCAAGAACGGCAUGUUCUGCUUCUGCAGCAGCGUUCUGCGCAUUGAGCGGGCAGAUGCUAGCCUCUGCAGCGAGCCGUGCACCGGUGACCCGAGCCUGACCUGUGGCGGUAUCGACGAGUACGUGCAGGUGUACCGCACCGGCGGACAGGCGGAGAUCCAGGGCGCCUCCAUAGCCGUGGAACAGACCACCAUCCAGCCCGUGGACACCCUGUUCAGCUUCACUGCCAGCGUGGAGGUCGGCGAGCAGGUCCUCAUCUCUUACGAUUUGGGCGACGGCAGUGACGCCACGCUGCCUUCUGAAGAGGCCACUGCCAUCACCCACCAGUACAGCCUGCCGGGAGAAUAUACGGUCACGGCCAUCUUCACCGACGUCCCGGGCGUCGCCAAGCCGCGGUACGACCAGACCACUGUGACGGUGGGCGAGGAGGUGGGACAGGUCGAGUUCGACUGUCCCGAUCUCACCGAGCCCGGAGACGAGAUCAGCUGCCAGCUGUGGCUCGUCACCGGGGCCCACCUCAAACUCACUCUCGAGAUGGACAAGGGCUUCGUCGAUGGAAAGGAGUACACGAUUCCGGACCCGGUGGUGUCAGCGCUGGGCCUGCCGCCUCCGCAGCACCCCACAGAGGAGCUACAGUCGGCCCUGCCUUCGUUCAGACUGGGCCAGCACGGGACGACCACCACCGGCACAACACACAGCCGGAGGCGCAGAGAAAUCCGUUACGGAAAUCCGGUAGACAGCUCUGCACACAGCAGUGCACAGGACGUCGGUGUCGCUGUGAACGCAUUGUCCUCCGGCGCUGCCGUCGGCGGCGUGCAAGGGGAUACCUACGAGGCGACAACAGUGGUUAUGCCCUGGGCCAAAGUCACGGAUGCCGUCGUCCUGGUCGGCUUUGAGUACUACGCCACCAAAGCAGGAAAUCUGAAACUGAUGGUAUUUCGUCCCACCUGUCCCGGCGGCUCGUACUGCCACUCGACCGGCACCUGCGACGACGGGCUCUGUAACGAUAUCGAACACAGCGCCGUGUCAUGUCCGGACUCUAACCCGCUCUACGCUCCAAUGCGGCAGUGCCAGCAGUCGCUGUGCACCGCCGGACCUACCGCCUCUCCGACCGUCUCUUCCGACGGCAACAGCACGUCUCUGCCGGCUGGCCGGCCCGGCUACAGCGCCGUGUACUCGGUCACGGAGCAGGUGGCCGCUGUCGGCUACGGUAAACUGCUGGUGGACACCAGUCUGGAGACGGCCACCUGGCUGCAACCCGGCGACGUGAUCGGAUAUGAGAGCGACGGCGCCGUCAUUGGCUGGAGACCCGCCCGCCCGGGCCAGGAGCAGGAUGCCCCGGAGCUGGCGGCGCUGGGGCCGCAGUGGCUGGAUGACGACUCCUCGGGGUCUCUGGACUCGCGUCACUACCUGCGCGCCAUCGUGUCGUCGCCGCUGCAGCUGACUAUCAACCACACGUACGACGUGGUGGGCGCUUACCAGGCGUUCGCCACCGUCUCCACCACGGGCGACAUCGUGUCCGAGACCAGCGCCGGACAGGCCAUCGACGUGCAGGUUCCCAUCACUGGCUUCAAGGUUACUUUGGAUCCUGAACACGUGACCACCAACAACAAGACCAAUGCCACCGUCCUCAUCAAGACGGGCAGCUUCGUCAAGAUCACGUUUGACUUCGGCGAGACUCACCUGGGCGCAGCGAAUGUUAUCGAGGAGGCAGACACGAUCGAGAACGACGGCUGGUCGCAGAUCUACUGGUACAAGCGGGGAGACCCCGGGCCGCGCUACGUCAUCAUUACUGCUGAGAACAAGUGGGGUCGGGAGACGUACCGACACACGCUGUACGUGCAGCGGGCCGUCACCGACAAAUGGUACCUGGUGGACAACGCGCCCGUCCUCUGGCCCAUUCCCGGUGACGUCAAUUUCACGGUGGUGUACCCGGCGGGGCUGCCGCUGCCCACCAUGGCCUCUGCCGAGCUGUACACCGGCGACGGUUACGUGUUCGAGUGGGAGAUUCCCGAGGAGCGCGAGGCAGGAGAAAUAUACGAGAUCGGCUUCAACAGAUCCUACGACAUCCAGGGGUCGUACCGUGCUAAACUCCGCAUUUUUAACCUGGCAUCAGAGUUCGAGAUGACAAACAGGGUACCGGUGUGGGCAGAAAUUCAAAAUCUAACGACGAUGGCCUACUACUUGCCUUUUCUGCCAAUAGGCGGCGACACGUAUCUUACCGGCCAUGGCCCCGAAUACGACUCUUUUCCGAUCGAGCGAAACGUAUCAUUUUUCCUGAACAUGACACAAGGCAUGAUUUUCCAAUACAUUUUGGAGAUGGACAACGGAACCUUCCUGACAAACUCGUCCACAUCGCCUGUGAACUACAUCUUCCCCGAGCCGGGAACAUACAGUGUGAGCCUGUACGGCUGGAAUCCUCUGCAGGGCCGCUCCAUUCCCGUCAAUAUUACCGUCAAAGUGCUCGAGUCGCCGGUCAACGUCAUCAUAGACGACUACCUGCUCGUGUCGGAAGCCAAGUCAGCCAAGGAGUUCGAAAUCCGCAUGGACUCGGUGGGAACGUACACCUGCCUAAUGUGGACUCCCGGUGACGGAUCUAAGAUUCAAGGCUGGGGCGACCGCGACACGUGUGACAGCGUGAAUCCACCGAUCCCCUACAUUUAUCAGGGCGCGGUCAUCGAGAACCCUCUGAAAAUGACGUGGACAUAUAUGAAGAAGGGGCAGUACAAGAUGAGUGUUCACGCGUUCAACUUUUUGGCCGAGUCCCGCUACGAGCUCGGUUUCACCGUGUCGUCAAUUCCGUGCCGGCCGCCGGACCUGAUGAUUCGGGAUAGCUCGACUGCCUUCUGGAUGCCGAAGCCAUAUUUCCGGAAAGACUCUUUCGAGCUGUUCACGGUGUGCAGCAUUGACUGCAACGCCUCUCUGGACACAACCAAGACGUGGACGGCGCAGGCGAUCGACGAGUCCUGGGGCAAUAUCACCGGCUCCGUGGAUCUGACGUCACUCAGCUCGUAUAUGAAGUCAACUCUGUUCGUUCCUUCACGAUUCAUGGAGUACGGCACUUACAAGAUGACGUACUCUCUUCAGAUAUCAGGCGAAGGAAUGGACCCGACCCAGCCGUUCGUCAAGCGGGUGUUCACCUACGUUAGGAUCAAUCGGUCGCCGCUGCUGGUGACGAUGCUGUCAGGCGGCAGCUCGGCCAUUCAGCGCGGCUACAACCAGAUGGUGGUGCUGGAGCCAGAAAGGUUCUCCAAGGACCCUGACUACCCGGACGACACCAACCUGGUCUACUCGUGGUUCUGUCGCCGUCUGCCGGAUGAGAAGUUACCGCGCACCAAGGCCGGCUGGCUAAAGCACACGGAGCCGCUUCAGAACCCCAUCAUGAACGCCACCGUCGAAUUGUACGACUGGGUGUACGACAACGUCACCAACGCCACUUACGAGGUGGAACGGCCCGACCUGGGCGGCUGCUUCGGACAGGGACCAGGAAUGCUGAACAUCACCGGCGGCCGGCUGGAGCUGAACACGCUCCAGUUUCGCACCAACAACGCCACGUACGAGAUCAGCGUGCAGAUGCGGAAGGCGGACCCGACCGACCCGCGCCUGGCCACCGGCACCACGCUGGUGGAGGUGGUGGCCGGAUCGCCGCCAAUCGUCAGCGUCAUGUGUCAGGUAGCCGAUAUGUGUCGCGUCACCGAGAGCGGCUCCAUCAUCAACCCCAGUUCGCGAGUAGCGCUGGUUGGCACGUGUCAGGAGCUCUGCGACGGUCGACUCACCUGGGCCUGGCGCGUCUUCUACGUACGAAACUUCACAGAGUAUCGAAUUCAAGACGGCGAUAAGUACAUCAUCGGUGCCGGGAAGCCGUCGGUGGCCGUGAAGAAGGACCUCUACUCUGAUUACCCGGAUAUCGUCGAAUUCAGGGUUAAAGUCAGCGUCACCCGACUCAAUGACGGAGAGACUGGGGUGGCCACCAUGUACCUGCUGCUCAACCAGGCGCCCAUGGGUGGCACGUGCACCGUCACGCCGCCCGAGGGGCGCGUGGUGAACCUGCGAGCGCACGGCGUGGUGGCCGCAGAGGACUCGGCACAGGCGGCCAACGGCACCAGUGCCGGUCAGUUGUGA